AUGGCCAGAGAAAUCAAGCUCCAGCGUUUCCUCGUUCCCCUACUUGUUCUGAGCUUCGUUUUGCUAGCUGCUGCCAUAGAAGCCCGUCCUCUUUCUCAUCAUUAUAAGAAUCAUCACCACCACGGCCACCAGCUCCACCACAACCCGAGGAAGGCCGGUCGGAGCCCGGGAGGGGUUGGCCAAUACUUCGGUGAUGUUCUUGCCCUCUGGGGAGUCAAGAAUUCUGGUCCAAGCCCCGGUGAAGGCCACUAA
Prunus armeniaca (apricot) is the source of this 252-nucleotide messenger RNA. Lineage: Eukaryota; Viridiplantae; Streptophyta; Magnoliopsida; Rosales; Rosaceae. The record is from the annotation of a GenBank genome assembly.